Spea bombifrons (plains spadefoot toad) is the source of this 3680-nucleotide messenger RNA. It is a transcript of the gene ANKRD52, whose product is annotated as ankyrin repeat domain 52. The transcript has 28 exons. The coding region runs from base 149 to 3361 and encodes 1070 amino acids. The record is from RefSeq and is a predicted model, not a curated record. NCBI's taxonomy places the organism in Eukaryota, Metazoa, Chordata, Amphibia, Anura, Pelobatidae. Gene Ontology annotation, molecular function: protein binding.
GCAGUAGGCGGGCCCUAGCUUCCCGCAGCAAUAAGAAAAGAUACCGAGGAGAAGCGGCGCAGAUUAAGCCGUGUAGCCGUCUCUUGCUGUCUUUUUUGCGGGAGAUACCGCCUCAUGACGGGAGCCCCAUGCUGACUGACUGCAGGACAUGGGAAUCCUUAAUAUCACUGACCAGCAUCCACUGGUCCAAGCAAUAUUCAAUCGGAACAUAGAAGAAGUGAAAUUAUUGUUGAGUCACAAGGAAAAUGUCAAUGUUUUGGACCAAGAGAGACGUUCUCCAUUGCAUGCUGCUGCCUUCUUAGGAGACACCCAAACUAUUGAACUAUUAAUACAGUCAGGUGCUAAUGUUAAUGCAAAGGAUUCGGCUUGGCUUACUCCUGUGCACCGGGCUGUUGCUGCACGCAACGAGAGGGCAGUCUCUUUGCUUGUGAAGCACUCUGCUGAUGUCAACGCACGGGACAAAUACUGGCAAACUCCACUACAUAUUGCUGCUGCUAAUCGAGCAAAUAAAUGUGCAGAGACGUUGAUACCGCUGGUCAAGAAUGUCAACAUAGCUGAUCGGACAGGACGCACUGCCCUUCAUCAUGCUGUGCUCAGUGGAAACUUAGAGAUGGUGGUAAUGCUUUUAAACAAGAGGGCCCAUCAUGGUAUAUGUGAUAAGAAGGAACGGCAGCCUAUUAUGUAUGCAUCUUUCCUGGGUCACCUGGAAAUUACUAAACUGCUGAUCUCUCGGGGAGCCGAUGCAAUGUCAAAGGACAAGAAAGGUUAUACUCCGCUUCAUGCAGCUGCUUGUAGUGGCCAGGUGGAUGUUUUGAAGUAUUUGCUGAAAUUGGGCGUGGAGAUUGAUGAGCCCAACGCCUUUGGGAACACUGCCAUGCACAUUGCCUGUUACAUGGGUCAAGAUUCUGUAGCCAAUGAACUUGUCAAUUAUGGCUCCAAUGUCAACCAGCCUAACGAGAAAGGCUUCACCCCUCUGCACUUUGCUGCUGUUUCCACUAACGGGGCUCUGUGCCUGGAACUUCUUGUUAACAACGGGGCAGAUGUCAAUUUUCAGAGUAAAGAUGGGAAGAGCCCACUGCACAUGGCUGCCAUCCACGGAAGGUUUACACGCUCUCAGAUUCUAAUACAGAACGGUGGUGAAAUUGACUGUGUUGAUAAAUAUGGCAAUACUCCUUUGCAUGUCGCUGCUAGAUACGGGCAUGAGCUGCUAAUUAGUACGUUGAUGACAAAUGGUGCUGACACUGCAAGGCGUGGUGUGCACGGCAUGUUUCCCCUUCACUUAGCUGUUCUCUUUGGGUUCUCCGACUGUUGCCGUAAACUACUUUCCUCAGGUCAGCUGUACAGCAUAGUGUCGUCAUUGAGCAAUGAACAUGUGCUGUCUGCCGGCUUUGAUAUUAACACACCUGACAACCUUGGGAGGACCUGCCUCCAUGCUGCUGCUUCGGGAGGAAAUGUAGAAUGUCUUAAUUUGCUGUCUAGCAGUGGUGCUGAUUUGAAGAGACGGGAUAAAUUUGGAAGGACUCCACUGCAUUAUGCUGCUGCUAAUGGCAGCUACCAGUGCAUAGUGAAUCUGGUUAAGGCUGGAGCCAGUAUUAAUGAGGCAGAUUACAGAGGCUGCACCCCCUUACACUAUGCUGCUGCUUCAGAUACCUACAGGAGGGUGGACACGCACUCUGGGACGAGCCAAGAGCAUGAGGAAGAACUGCUUAAAGCCUCGCAACAGAAGGAGUCUUUCUUCUGCCUAGAAUUCUUGUUGGAUAACAAUGCCGAUCCCUCACUUCGUGACAAACAAGGAUACGCUGCUGUGCAUUAUGCAGCAGCCUUUGGCAACAGACAGAACUUGGAACUGCUUCUGGAAAUGUCAUUUAACUGUCUGGAGGAUGUGGAAAGCACUGUACCGGUUAGCCCUUUGCACUUAGCUGCCUACAAUGGUCACUGCGAUGCUCUGAAGACUCUGGCAGAGACUCUGGUGAACCUGGAUGUGCGAGACCACAAGGGCCGCACUGCUCUUUACCUUGCAACAGAAAGGGGAUUCACAGACUGUGUGGAAGUUCUAAUGAGCCAUGGGGCCUCUCCUGUAAUCAAAGACCGUAAGAGAAAGUGGACCCCACUGCAUGUAGCAGCUGCCUCUGGAAACACAGAUGCCCUACAUCUGCUGAUUGACUGCAGUGAGAGACUGGAUAUUACCGAUGUUGUGGAUGCUCAUGGGCAAACUCCACUUAUGCUUGCAGUGAUGAAUGGCCAUGUUGACUGUGCUCACCUGCUGCUGGAAAAAGGAGCCACAGUUGAUGUUGGAGACAAGAAAGGAAGAACCACCCUUCACAGAGCGUCGGUGACCGGCUGUGAGGACUGUGUGGGGGCCCUGCUGGACCAUGAUGCCUUUGUGCUGUGUCGGGAUUUCAAGGGACGCACACCUAUUCACUUUGCUUCAGCCUGUGGCCAUGCUACGCUUGUGCACGUAUUUCUGCAGGCCGCACUCUCUACAGACCCACUGGAUGCAGUGGUGGAUUACAGUGGGUACACUCCCAUGCACUGGGCUGCUUACAAUGGGCACGAAGAUUGUUUGGAACUGUUACUUGAACACAAUCCAUUUGCAUACCUCGAAGGAAACCCUUUUACCCCUUUGCACUGUGCAGUAAUUAACAGCCAAGAUGGUACGGCUGAAAUGUUGGUUGAAGCUUUGGGUGCCAAGAUUGUGAACAGCAGAGAUGCUAAAGGGAGAACUCCUCUUCAUGCUGCAUCCUUUGCUGAUAACAUGAACGGUUUACAACUACUCCUGCGCUACCAGGCUGAGGUGGAUGCCAUUGACCAGUCUGGUCGGACACCUCUGAUGAUGGCAGCAGAAAAUGGGAAGACUGCAUCGGUUGAGUUUCUGCUGUAUCGUAUGAAGGCGGAUUUAACACUUAUGGACAUCAACAAGAACACUGCUCUUCACCUAGCCUGCAGCAAGGGACAUGAGAAGUGUGCCUUGUUGCUAUUAGGGGAGACCCGGGACCUUGGCCUUAUCAAUGCAACAAACAGCAUGCUGCAGAUGCCGCUCCAUAUUGCUGCCCAUAAUGGACUAGCAUCGGUCGUCCAAGCUUUGCUCACAAGAGGAGCUACUGUGUUAGCUGUGGAUGAAGAAGCAGGUCACACCCCAGCCUUGGCCUGUGCUCCGAACAAGGAUGUAGCGGAUUGCUUGGCACUUAUCCUAUCCACCAUGAAGCCUUUCCCACCAAAAGACGCCAUCCUACCCUUCAGCUUCAACCUCCUGAAGAACUGCGGCAUUGCUGCUAAAACUGCCCUCCCCAAUGGUGGCAGCUGCCCAUACACUAAAGAUCGGCAUAGCUCAAUUGCCAUGGAUGGCUGCUACACUGAGUAGCUGCUCCCGUCCUGCGGGUGACCCAAAACCUUACUUUUAAUUUAUUUAGGAUAAUAUUUAGGGCACUUUAAAGGAGAACAAGACAUACCAUUUACAAAGGUUUGAGCUUCUGCUGGUUUACUUGGUCCCCUGAUCCUUAAAAUUGGUCUUGUGAGCUGGCCUGGCCUGUCCUGAAGCUUAUGUAGUAUUGUACCUUUCACUUGUGGAAGAGGCUUGCAUAAGUUGGGGGGGAUCCUUGACUCUUCUUUACAGCCUGGUUUGUGUAAUGGAUGCCUUUUCCAUCUCUGAAAGCGUAUGCAAUUUGUUUUGAGGCUGAUAG